AUGUCAUUUGACCUAACGGCACCAUUUCAAGCAGAAUUUCGUACACGCGAUCAAAUCGAACACCGCCACAAAGUUCAUCCUGUUCAGAUUUUCGCUCCUCUUUCUUCUCAACCGAAUCGUUACAAAUUUUUGGAAAAUUCACUGACUUCAACAGAAAUUAAUGGAACUUUACCACUUUUAAAUACAAAUUUCGACAUUGUAAUAAUUAGCAUAGCAGGGGCAUUUCGGAAAGGAAAAAGUUUCUUGCUGAAUGUAUUUCUCGAUUAUCUUUACAGUCUUCAAAAAUCUCAACAGAAUAACAAAAGUUUGGAAUGGCUUUUGGAUGAUUCACAACUGCAAGGUUUCCAUUGGAAACCAGGGGUGAAACGUGAUACUACAGGAAUAUGGAUCUGGGGUGAACCAAUAAUGAUUGAAGCAGGAGAUGGCGAAACGUAUGCUGUUGUGUUGAUGGAUACUCAAGGAACGACCGAUAGUUUAACCUCACCAUAUCAAAUGUCGAAUACUGUGCUAGCACUCUCAACUCUUCUUAGUUCGGUCCAAAUUUACAAUAUAUUUGAAGCAAUACAUGAGGAUUCUUUAGCAAAUUUAUCACUUCUCAUUGAGUACGGAAGAUUGAUAAUGAAUGAACCAAUAUACUCCAAACCACCACUUCAGACAAUUGCAUUUGUUGUUCGAGAUUUUAAACCACUUUCUGACGAAUGCUCGUAUGGAUAUGAAGGUGGUAUGGACUAUUUGAAAGGAGCUUUGGAAACAUUAUCUCAUCAGUCAAAUAGGUUGAAGAUUAUUGAAGAGAACAUCUGGAACUGCUUUGAACAAACAUUAUGUUUUUUAUUACCUCAUCCUGGUCAUCGUGUAGCAGAUCGUGAAUCUUUCAGAGGAUAUGUGAAAGAGAUGAAACCAUUGUUCAAAGAAGAAGUGAAGAAAAUGACAACACACCUACUGAAUCCUCGGGCACUGAAACCAAAAAUUGUUAAUGGAAAAAUGGUGACUUGUAAGAAAAUCAUGGACGUAUUCAGAGAAUUUGCUAAAACACUUGAUAGUUGCAUUAUACCUGAUCCUCAAUUAAUUGUUGAUACAAAUGCUCAGCUGAAUUUUAUGGAGGCAUCAAGUGAAGCAAGAAAUGCGUAUAUCAAAGGAAUGGAUCGAGUUUGCGCUGAAUCAGGAAUGUUACCUGAAAAACGACUACAUGAAGCUCAUAUUAAAUAUGGUAUCAUUGCUCUAAACAUCUUUGAAAAGUAUCCGAAGACCGGAAGUAAUGAAGUUCGUUCUCGGAAUCUCUCAAUGCUGCAACAAGACUUGAAUAGCGAACUGGAAAAAUAUAAACGGUUAAAUAAGGAGAAAAGGGUCACGAGUUGCGCAUCUGGCAUGAUUGCGUGUGGUGACUCUGUACUAUUAGGUAGGUAA
Messenger RNA from Thelazia callipaeda (thelaziosis nematode), 1404 nucleotides. Lineage: Eukaryota; Metazoa; Nematoda; Chromadorea; Rhabditida; Thelaziidae. The record is from the annotation of a GenBank genome assembly.